GGGAUUGGGCCGGCGUGAAGCAACGGCGCAUGCGCGGUGCGGCGGCUCUGACCUUCAGGGGCCGUGGCCGGGCGGGCAGCUCGUGAAGGAGGCUGAAGAGGCUGCGGGAGAGACGGAAAGAAGGACCCACCGAAGCCGCCCCCGGGUCCAAGUUAGGAAUAUGGCAACUUUGAAAGACAUUACCAGGCGGUUAAAGUCUAUCAAGAACAUCCAGAAGAUCACCAAGUCCAUGAAGAUGGUCUCUGCAGCGAAGUAUGCCAGGGCGGAGCGAGAGUUAAGGCCAGCGAGAGUUUACGGAGUGGGGGCACUGGCUCUCUAUGAGAAGGCUGAAAUCAAGGCGGCCGAAGACAAGAAGAAACACCUUCUUAUUGGGGUGUCCUCCGACCGUGGACUCUGUGGCGCUAUCCACACUUCCGUGGCCAAGAACAUCAAGAGUCAAAUUUCGACUCUUACGAACGCUGGCAAAGAAGUCAUGGUGGUCGGCGUGGGGGACAAGCUCCGAGGCUUGCUCCAAAGGACACACGGCAGUAACUUCUUGCUGAGCUUCAAAGAAGUCGGAAGAAAGCCCCCAACUUUCGGAGAUGCUUCCAUCAUCACCUUGGAGCUACUGAACUCGGGAUAUGAAUUUGACGAGGGAUCGGUCAUCUACAAUCGGUUCAGGUCUGUUAUCUCUUACAAGACAGAUGAGAAACCAAUCUAUUCUCUCGAGACGGUUUCAGGUGCCGAGAGCAUUAGCAUCUACGACGACAUCGAUGCCGACGUCCUGCGGAACUACCAGGAAUUCACGCUGGCCAACAUCAUCUUCUACUCCUUGAAGGAGUCCACCACCAGCGAGCAGAGCGCCAGGAUGACCGCCAUGGACAACGCCAGCAAAAAUGCUUCUGAGAUUAUCGACAAGCUGACCAUGAAGUUCAACCGCACGCGCCAGGCCGUCAUCACCAAGGAGCUGAUCGAGAUCAUCUCCGGGGCCGCCGCUCUGUGA
Molecule: messenger RNA, 982 nt
Organism: Gekko japonicus
Lineage: Eukaryota; Metazoa; Chordata; Lepidosauria; Squamata; Gekkonidae
Gene: ATP5F1C
Product: ATP synthase, H+ transporting, mitochondrial F1 complex, gamma polypeptide 1
Exons: 8
Coding region: 161-982 (273 amino acids)
Biological process (GO): proton motive force-driven ATP synthesis
Molecular function (GO): proton-transporting ATP synthase activity, rotational mechanism
Source: RefSeq, a predicted model, not a curated record